CGGCGGCGGGGCCUUGCCUUAUAGCGCGGGGUCCUCGGCGGCCUGGGUGUCUACUGCCCCUGCUGCUGUCGUAGGCGAGGACGGCUGCUAGUGCGGCUGCUGUUGGUUCGCGGCGGCGGCGGCGGAGGAGGAGGAGGAAGAGGGCGAGGCGACAGGGGAAGAAGGAGGCAGGCGCGGCGGCGGCGGCUUCGCCCGGGGCCGGCGGCGGCGGCGGCGGCGGCGAGGGGGGGGAAGAUGGCGGACGUGCUCAGCGUCCUGCGACAGUACAACAUCCAGAAGAAGGAGAUUGUGGUGAAGGGAGACGAGGUGAUCUUCGGCGAGUUCUCCUGGCCCAAGAAUGUGAAGACCAACUAUGUAGUUUGGGGGACUGGAAAGGAAGGCCAGCCCAGAGAGUACUACACAUUGGAUUCUAUCUUGUUUCUACUUAAUAAUGUGCACCUUUCUCAUCCUGUUUAUGUCCGACGUGCCGCCACUGAAAAUAUUCCUGUGGUUAGAAGACCUGACCGAAAAGAUCUGCUUGGAUAUCUCAAUGGUGAAGCAUCAACAUCAGCAAGCAUAGACAGAAGUGCCCCUCUAGAAAUAGGUCUUCAGCGAUCUACCCAAGUCAAGAGAGCUGCAGACGAAGUUUUAGCAGAAGCAAAGAAACCACGAAUUGAGGAUGAAGAGUGUGUGCGUCUUGAUAAAGAAAGAUUGGCUGCUCGUUUGGAGGGUCACAAAGAAGGGAUUGUACAGACUGAGCAGAUCAGGUCUUUGUCUGAAGCUAUGUCAGUGGAAAAAAUUGCUGCAAUCAAAGCCAAAAUUAUGGCUAAGAAAAGAUCUACUAUCAAGACUGAUUUAGAUGAUGAUAUAACUGCCCUCAAACAGAGGAGUUUUGUGGACGCUGAGGUGGAUGUGACACGAGAUAUUGUCAGCAGAGAGAGAGUAUGGAGGACACGAACAACUAUCUUACAGAGCACAGGAAAGAAUUUUUCCAAGAAUAUUUUUGCAAUUCUUCAGUCUGUAAAAGCCAGAGAAGAAGGACGUGCUCCUGAACAGCGACCAGCUCCAAAUGCAGCACCUGUGGAUCCUACGUUGCGUACCAAACAGCCUAUCCCAGCUGCCUACAAUAGAUAUGACCAGGAAAGAUUCAAAGGAAAAGAAGAAACGGAAGGCUUCAAAAUCGACACUAUGGGUACCUACCAUGGUAUGACGCUGAAAUCUGUAACGGAGGGUGCAUCAGCCCGUAAGACCCAGACUCCUGCAGCACAGCCAGUACCAAGACCAGUUUCUCAAGCAAGACCUCCCCCAAAUCAGAAGAAAGGAUCUCGAACACCCAUUAUCAUAAUUCCUGCAGCUACCACCUCUUUAAUAACCAUGCUUAAUGCAAAGGACCUUCUACAGGACCUGAAAUUUGUCCCAUCAGAUGAAAAGAAGAAACAAGGCUGCCAACGAGAAAAUGAAACUUUAAUACAGAGAAGAAAAGAUCAGAUGCAACCAGGGGGCACUGCAAUUAGUGUCACAGUUCCUUAUAGAGUAGUAGACCAGCCGCUUAAACUUAUGCCUCAAGACUGGGAUCGGGUUGUAGCAGUUUUUGUGCAGGGUCCUGCAUGGCAGUUCAAAGGCUGGCCAUGGCUUUUGCCUGAUGGAUCACCAGUUGACAUAUUUGCUAAAAUUAAAGCCUUCCAUCUCAAAUAUGAUGAAGUUCGUCUAGAUCCAAACGUUCAGAAAUGGGAUGUAACAGUAUUAGAACUCAGCUAUCACAAACGUCAUUUGGAUAGACCAGUUUUCUUACGGUUCUGGGAAACAUUGGAUAGGUACAUGGUAAAGCAUAAAUCCCACUUGAGAUUCUGAAUUUUACUUGGUUUCCCUUUUUCUGGAGAUCUGGAUUAAGAAGCAUGGAUAUACCUUGACCUAAAGACUGAGACUCAAGCUUUAUGAAUUUAUCAAGAACUUACAAAUGAAGAAGGUCACAGAUCCAUCUUUUAUAAGACCUUAUUUGAUGCUUUAUGCUUCAAAGGGAUGAUGCUUGUCAUCCAUAUAAGCAAACUUUUUGGCUUACAACUAUUUUUUUAAUAUUAGCCUUCUAGUCUGUAACGGAAAUUGUAUAUUUUGAUAGAAGUUUUUUCUCCAUUGGUUAAAUUAGCAUUACUUAAAAUUUGUUUCUUUAGAAAAUAAAUGCAGGUUAUAAAUGUGUGUAUAUUUAGAGGUUAUAAGGCUCUCUAAGCCAUCUUCUGAUUUUUCAUUGCUCUGUAAUUCCUUUUAUUGAAAAUAGUAUGCUAUGAAUGGUAUCAAAUUUUAGUCUCUGGAACUUCCAAAACUGGCAAAGGGAUGUGACUAUUUUGAAUGAAUCAGAAUGUCAACCUGUAUGUAUACUAUACCUAUACUUAUUCUUUAUUUAAAAAAGAAUAAUGAAAAAUCAAGAACAAUUCUUCAGCUUUGGUUGAACUGUUCGGCCUUUUCAAGACUUCUUUACUUACAAUGAAUACAUUGAAUGAAUGUACAUUCUUCUUUCUCACUGACUUUGGUGAUUUUAAAACUUAGAAUGAUAUAUUUCUAUCUGUGCUAUCUUUCCACUUGAAAAAUCUCAGAAGACAGAUUAAAAACAUGAUAGGCUGUAGUACUUUUUGUUUUGGGAGCCAGAGUAUGUUUGGGAGAAAGAAAUGUAUUAGUCCUACUACAAUGUAACUUUAACUUUCUUAUCUUUCUCAUAAGUUCACCUUUGAAUCUUACUUUGUAUGUAUGGUAUAGGUUUUUGAGUCUUCUGUUUCUAGGCAUGUUGAUCUUGGAGUUCUUAUCUUCCAUUAUCCCUAAAUACUGAUAACUCUCCCAGACACCAAAGAACACAUUUGCUUAAUUAAGUGUCUGAACAGAAACAAGAUAAAAACACUGGUAUUUUUAUGUGCGUAUUCAAUAUCGUAUAAAAUAUAAAACCUAUAUUUUAACUUAGUAAAAUAUUUUACUACUUCUCUAGAGUGUUGCAUCCAAGGUACAAUGAAUGAGCAUUUUCCUUGAGUCUUGAUUUCACCUUUUAUUACUUAAAAGCAACUGGAGCCUCUACUCCCCUAAAGAGUUUUCGCCAUUAGGAUUGUUGCUGAUUGUUCAUCUUGUGUCAUUUUUUUUCUCCAUUUUUUUCCCCAGUGAUCUCUCUUAGAUGAACAUUUUUUUAGUAAACAUUUAGCUCCUUCUUAUGUUAUGCUGACAUUACCUAGCUUCAUUUUGAAAUUUAAUGCUAUCAUAAGAAUGAGAAGCACUUAUUUAUUUUUAAAGUAAUCACAAAAGUCCAUACCAAUAGUGGAUAGAAAAAAGUAUUUAUUCAUGUGGAAUUCACUAUGUUCUUAAGAAAAGCAGUCAGCAUUUUAAAUUAUUAGAUUAUAGGAUAUUUAUAAGGUUUGAACAGAUUCUACCCCCUUCCUUUCUGUGCACCUCUCUUCUUGAAAACAAAAGAACUCAAAUUUGUUCACUUUAGACUUUCUCAUCAUAUAAACUGUUUUCAAAAUGAAUUAAUGUAUUGUAUAAACUUUCUCCAUGAUGAAAUCGUCAAAGACUAGAAUCUGUACUAUUUUAAUGUAAGAUUACUUGUUAAGACUACUACAAGUGGACGAGAACUACCUUUCUAUAAAAAUUUUUAGUAUUUAUACUUAUGUCAUAUAUGAAAUUUACUUGAUACAGAGUGUGGUUAAAAUUGGGAACAUCUACUUUAAACAGGGUUUAUUUUUCUAUCUUGAAUUUGCCUUAUGUAUAUUCAAAGGCUUCUGGAAAUACUGUAAAGGAACAUUAGGAAAAGUACAAAUAUGCUAUGCUGUAUGUAUUUUAAAAUCAAACCCUUAGUAUGUACUUAAUUUUCUUUUUCUUUUUUCAGCAGUUCAGUCCCUCAUUUAGGUCCAUGUAAUUAAUGUAAUAGUCAUUAAUUCCAAAACAAUUUUUUUUCAGCCAGUCAUUAUUCGUUAUCUCAUGACUCCCAAGUCCUACAGCAGCACCUAUCACUGUGCCUUGCACAUAAUAGGCAUUCAGUAAAUAUUUAUAUGCAUGAAUUAAUGAACUUUUCAGUGUGACUGAUUUAUUACAAAAAGUACUUUUACUAGGUCUUGGAGUUUGAAAAUACAGAAAUACAGGGAAUGAAGAGGUACACAUAGAUGUUUAAUGGAAAUGAGGUAUAUACAUUAAUGACCUUGACUUACCAUAAGUUACUGUUAACUGGAGACACCCUUGCUUGUCCCAUUGGUAAAAGAAAACUCCCAUUUCUUUAUUCAUAGGACACUUUUCUGAGUCAGGUAACAUUAAGAAACUUGUAGGUUUCAGUCAGUUAAUUGUUCAACCUUGACUGCACGUUAGAAUCACUUGGGGGACCUUUUAAAUAUUUAUUGCCUGAUUCCUGAUUCUGAUUUAAUUUGUGCUGAGACCUGAUCAUCAGUAUCUUUAAAAAGUUGUUUAGGUAAUUUCAUGUUCAGAAAGGAUUGAGAAUCACUGAUUUAAUUUGUGGUUGAAAACAAUGCCAGUAUUAAAUGUCGUAUUUCCUCAUCUCCCGCCUUCCCUCCCUCCCUCCCUUCCAUCCUUCCUUCUCUCCGUUCUGCCCUCCCUCCUUCUCUCCCUUCUUUCCUUCUCCCUGCUUUCCUUCUUUCGUUCUUUCUUUCCUGCUUUUACUUUUCCUCUUGGUGGCCACCCUUUGCACUAGACUGACCCCCUUAUUGAUGGUAUUGGCCUGUAGUUCCACAUAACAAAUUCAAGUCUUAUUUAUUUAAUAUAGGAGUAUUUUGCUGUUUAAUAUUUAAACAAUGUUUAAUAUAUUGCAUUAUAAACUAGUAUUAUAGUUUAUGAUUUGUUUCCCAUGUGUCCUUAUCCUUAUUUUUUUUUUAACAGCAGCAUGAUAACAAUCCAUACAGAAAUAACUAGUUCAUAAUGAGGAAAAUUUCAUAAUAAUUUUUAAGGUAGAAGAAAGUAAAGGAUUAAUUUCUUAUCUGCCAUGCAGAAUUAGUUUGCUUAUGAAAGGAAAGAGGCAUACUUUUUAAUUGGUCUGCACAGAAAAGUAAAUUAUUCAUUUAAAUAAAAUUCAUUAUCAAACAUUGAAGGAAAUAUUUUUCCAAAAUAAAAAUUUUUGUGACUCCUAACAAAGUUAAAGUGAUACAUUGUUCUUUUUUGGAGGGUGGGGAGGGAGUAUUUAGUUUCCAUAUUUCUUACUAUAUAACAAUUCCAUUUUAUUGGUAUUAACAGUAGAAAAUGAUGAUAGGAUACACAUUAUGUGGCCAGAAAUAAAAUGCCACUUUGUCAGAUAACAAUUAUCUGAGUCUUAGUUGUUGAACUAAUUAGUUUAUAAAACUUUUUGAGACCAACAGUGUAAUUUAUAAAUAUUAUAAAAGCUGACCAAAAUUAAAACAUGAAAAAUAAAUUUGAUUACAUGAGCCUUAAAUAUUACUUGACUGAAUUUUUAUUCACUUGGAUUUGAUAGUCAACUGGUUACCCUAACCAUAGUAAAUUAACUUUAGAAAUAAAAAAGUAAAAAUCACUGAAUUUGACUUAAGAACUGGAUUAGGAAUUUUGAAAUGUCAUGUCCUGUAUGUUCUGGCCUAUCCAUUGCCACAUUUGGCUGUAUAGUGAUGCCAGCAUGGUUUCUAUCUGUAUAUGUUGGAAUGAUAACCAAGAAAAAAUUGGAAAUGUAUAAUAGGUGUAUAAAAAUUAUAUUUAGUAAAUGCAUAAUAUGCAAUAAUACUUUCAGGUCAUUCAUCUUUUGGGGCUUAUAUGUAUUAUUUUAGGUAGUGUUUAUUAGAGUGAUCUUGAGAGUUAUAUAUAAAUGUAUGCCAUUUAAAUGAGUAAAGCUAAGGAGAUUAAUUUUAUUGCCAGAAUUCAAAAAGUGAAGUGAUGCUAUGUCAAAUUUAGGUGGGUGAUGUAUCUCUCUGAGAGUUUUGUUUGCUACUGAAUUCCAUUUCUAUCCAGUUUAAGUUUGCUAAAAGCUACUUAACCUCCAAGUUUGGUUAUAUAGUGCUUUAUAUAUAAUGUAGUUCAUUUACAUGGUAUAGGCACUAUAAAUGAUUGUUUACCCCCCAGUUUGUAUAUUUCUCAUGCAAAGUGGGUUCUUCAGUGGAACUUAAAUUUAGGCCCUGUGACCUGAUUAAAUGUUCUACUCAUUCUUACUCCAUUUCAGUGGAUUUUUAAGUUUCAACUUGUAAAUAAGUUUUGGGUAUAUUCCCACCCCCCACUUCUGCCCUAGUCUUCAUCCUUCCAACCAAAAACACAUUCAACCAAGAAUACAGAAACUGUAUUGUGUUGUAGGAUAUGGACGAUGACAGUCUUUUCAAAAAGGGAUUUAGGAGAUUUUUCAGGCAUUGUAUUUGUUUUGAAAAUAAAAGUAAUGGAAGUUUUCACUUUGAAAACUAAAGAGUUAAAUACAUUUACAGUCUUCUGUUAAUGUGUUAAAUAAUGGAGAGAAUCACAAUUCUUCCUAAAAGUAACAAGCUACAUGCUCUAAUGAGCUUAGUUUGGUUAUGGUCCAACUUACCAAGUCCUUAUUGUUAGAAUGUUAUUUACCAGCAUACACUCUUAAUUCUAUUAUCUUUCAGCAGUUUGGGCACCCUGAUUUUAACAUUUUGUAGUUUGAAAACAAACUGCACUCCGCAUAUAAUCAAAUCAUUAACAACAUCAUGGUAUUAUUGGUGGUGCCAGUAAUAAUGUUUAACUCUUUUGCAACAAAAUUCCUUUAAUGAAGUGUUUAAUGGGCCCUAUUCAAACUUAAUUUCCAUUCAGUUCAUAAGUGCCUACUAAAUAUGUAUUUUAUCCUGCUCUUCUGUUCAUUUGAUCAUCUGCUUUUAGGCAGAUGAGCAUUCACAUAACUAAAAUAGAUACAGCAGGAGUUGUAAAUGCUGUUGGAUUUUUUAAGGCUCAAAGGUGCUAGUAUAUAAGAGCACAUUGCCAAAUAAGCUUUUUUUCUUCUCAUUUUCUAAAACAGUUUCCAUUUAUUUUUAAUUAAUGAUCAGUGUUUAUGGUGAGUUGGAAAACAUCCUCUUAAUUUCCUUCAGUGACCAUAAAAAAAAACAUUAAAAAAGCAGCUCUAGAGAAGGCUAUGGUGUUGAGUCUGUCAUAAUUAUUUGUAGAUACUUUAUCAUAGAACUGUAGUUUAUAAUUCACCGUCAUCUAGAGAAUAUUGAUUUAUAUUACAUGACUAAUGUAAAUAGGGCUCAGGCCACAUAAGACCGAAGACAUCAGAGGUUUAGUUAAUCACAUUUGAAUAUUUUAUUGCGCUGUGAUUGAUUUGCCAAAAAAAAUCCAAAUGGAAACACAUUGGGUUAUACAGCAUUGACUAUGAUAAAAUAUGAUAAUGUAUACUCACAGAACUUGCCUUCAUGGAGUUUAACAUGUUAAAAAUGUAAAUAUGGUAAUGGCAUCAAUUUCUCUUUUUAAAAUUGUUAAAUAAUGAUGUGUUUUUCUUUAAAAUGGAAUAGUUUGAAAUUUUAUCAAGUUGGUGUAUGUAAUGGUUGGGGAAGAUCAAAUGGGCUUGCUCAUGGCAUAUUCAAUCAUGACAUAACUAAUGUUUAUGGUCAUUUUGACUGUAAAGCAGUUUUAAAGUAUUUGUAUUUUUAUUUACAUGUUUUUAUUUCAUAAUGCACCACUGAGUACAAAAAAGGAAGUGUAAGGGUUACUGAUGAUGAAAUAAAGUGAGGGUGUUAAUGUAGAUUAAAGCAAGUUGAUGUAGGAAUUUGAGGAGAAAGAAGAAAUUAUAUGGGAACUCACAACUCCAUGGGGAAAAAAAGACAUAGUAAGAAUUGGGCAGUGAUGUAUCUUUUGGGGGAUUGGUCAUAAAUUUAAAUGAAACGAGGCAAACUGUGGUGUGAUUUUUUUUUUUUUUCCAGCAGCAUUUAGGUACUUGAUUCCAGGUGUAGAAAAAGCAAAUAGAUUUUUAACUUUUGAUAGAAGUAGAAACAGACCAGGGAGGUGAAGAUAUUCACAAAGGUGGUGAUUAUAGUACCAGAACAUGGAAUCUAAGCUCUUCAAGAGAUAAAUGAUGGAGAGGAAGUGGUGGAUUGUAUGAAAGUGGUGCUGACCCACGAACUGAAACCUUCAGUGAAAUGAAGCUAAAAGUGAGCCUAAAAGACAAGAAGGUGAGAAGAUUGGGUGUGUGAAAUCAGGAUUUCAGAUGUGAUCUGAUAUUGAUGAGGAAAAGUCAAAACCUUGGAAGUGACUGAGAUAGAAGAAGGGCUCUUUGAGGUGGGGAGUCAAAGAUCUGAGGCCAUGAUUACUCAUGUGAAUGUUGAAACUGAGAACUACAAGAAAUAAAGGUGGCAGGGAAGAUAGCCAGCCACAGGCUAGUGACUCAGCUUGAUAGCAACAGGAAAAUUCUAACUAGAUAGCAUGAACUUUAAAGGAUCCAUGCUCAAAACAAAAAUCUUUGGCUUUGUUAUCAAGAGAUGAGUGAAAGUACAUUUAGAUACUUUUAGAUUUUUUUUAAAGGUAUGGAUCAUCAUUUCAAUGCCCCCCUCUAACGUGCUUUUUUAAAUAAAAUUCUGUACUUGUUCCAUUAGGACAGGUUAUGAGGGCUUUUACUAUACUAAGUGUAAAUCCUCCUUUUUGACAAUAAUAGCCUUUCUACCUUCUCUGAGUCUCGUUUUCUCCAAUUUGCUCCCACAUCAGGCUAGUUCUUGUAUUCUUUGCCUCUUCUGUAGCCCAAUAAUAACUGGAAGUGGGAAAAAGUCUUUGUUGGAAGACCUGAGCACUGCUCUGUUCUGAGGUUUCAUAAUGAGCCCAAACUGAGGUGUCUCCUAGUUGUAUGUGCAUCUUACUACUAAGGGAGAACACCUUGAAUGGUUCCCAUAGUGGGUUCAGGGUGCUGGAAAAAAGGAAUACUUGGAAAUGUGGGAAAUUGGAAAGGGUUUUUCAUUGACUUUUCUGUGGACAUCUUAUUUCCUCAGUUUGUUUUGUUCUAGAUUUUGGAUGAGAAUUCUUAAAAUGUUGCAAGCUUUUUCCCCCCUAUACUGGGGUGGGCUAGAUGUUAUUUUGAGCCUAAUCUAAAUCUUACCUGAAUCUCUUUCUUUCUUUGGUUUCCUUGUUAACAUGAAGUGGUAUAUAUUUUCUUGUUUGGUGGCUGAUGGCUUUAUGGCUUUUCCUUUUUUCUCAAUCCCCUACCAAUUCUUUAGCUGUUAAGUAUGAUCGAGCUAUGAUCCCACUUGACUUCACUGUCUUCACCCAGAAGUGACCUUACCUAUUUUUGGUGGAGGAAACAGAAGCCAUGGACUUCUUAGUACUUUAUCUCACAAACUUGUAUGCAUAUAAUAAGCAUCCUUUCUUUCAUUCCUCCUAUUACAGUGAUUUAAAUGUCCUGUCACCCAUCAAGGACUUGUCUAUUCAUAUGUUCUCCUACAGCCUUCCCCGCUGUCGUGAGUAUUGCUCUGUUACAGUUUUCCCUCUAGCUUGUGUCUUCAUCCUGUCACCCUCUACUUAUACCUUCCCACCCACAUUUAAACUGGGUUGCACCUUACAUCUUAAACAGGGUUCUACGGAGUAUGUGAGUGCCUCCCAAAGAUCUGUGGGCUUAGAUGUAUCACAGGUGUGGUACUAGGAAGACUACCUUCAGAGUACCUGCUGAGCUGCUGCGUGGUAGGCUCUCAGUUCCUGUUUGUAUGGGUACUGGCAUCUUUCUGGUUAAUAUAUCCUUAGCCCACAGAAGUAGAGAUAACUGGCUUGCUUGUAUUGCUCACAGGUUUAUUGCCACUCGUACUGUCCCACAGUUUGACUUGUGCAAAAGGGCAAAUGAGUAGACAAAGGAAAAUAGUAAAGAAGUCUACAGAAAAAUAGGACAUUCAGAAGUGGGUGGUGGUGAAAAAGAAUUGCUGGUGGAGAUGGAUAACAGCUUUAAUUUUGAGAAAGCACAUGAGGAAGUUCAGUGUGAAAUAAACUUUCUAUAAAUUAAAACAACAAAAACCCAAUGCACUAAAUGUAGUAGAAAAAGAGGGAAAUGGCCACUCCUGAGGACCAAAUUAGAGGCCUGGAUGGAAUAUGUGCAGUAGUAGUUACCUCUAGAAACGCAAGGCCCAAAGACCUGAAGAUUGUAAUAAAAAUGAAAACACCUUGAAGAAAAGUUUGGAUAUUUAAUGUGAAUAAGUAAAGAACCGUGAGGAAGAAAGGAAACAGACUUAGGAAAACAGUUCAUAGAUACUAGAGGAAAAUUUCCCUGGUUUGAAAGAGCUCUCAUUCUGGAGGCUCCCUGUAACAUGGAGGGAAGGGGGAGGACACUUAGGCAGACAUUUCAUUCAAAUAUUUAUGGUCUACUUCAUGUCAAUGAUACUACUAUUUUAGUCACUGGAAGUCAGGGUAAACAAUUUUGAGCCAUGCCCUCAUUGAAUAGGAAGAGGUAGAUAAUAAAAUGAAUGUGUCAGAUGUGAAUAAGUGAUAGAGAAAAAAGUGAAGUAGAGUGACUAGACAGUGCUGGGAUAAGGCAGAGGCAAGAUACAGUGUUUUAUUGGGUGGUUGGAGGCAAGGUGAUGUUUGAACAGCAAUUUGAAGGAAGUGAGGGAGCCAACCUCGUAAAUAUCUGCGGCGAAAAUAAGGAACAAGAAGUUUAAAAGUCCUAAAAUCGUGAGUCCACCUGGGUGGCUCAGUUGGUUAAGUGUCCGACUUAGCUCAGGUCAUGAUCUCAUGGUUCCUGAGUUUGAGCCUGCAUCGGGCUCUGUGCUGACAGCUCAGAGCCUGGAGUCUGCUUCCCAUUCUGUGUUUUCCUCUGUCUCUGCCCCUCCUGCCUUGAGCUCACACUCUCGCUCUCUCAAAAAUAAAUAAACAUUAAAUUUUUUUUAAAAAAUCCUAAGGUAGUAUAUCUGCAACUCAGAGACUGGCAAGGAGGCCACUUGGGCAGAGAUGAGGCAGCAAGAACAGUUAAGAGGUGAGUGCAGAGUGGGAGCUGGAAAUAAGAUUAUGUAGGACUUUGUAGGCUACUGUAAAGCUCUUAGCUUUUAUUCAUUGGUACAUAGGGGAAGCAUUGGAGAGUUUUUGAGCAGAAGAAGAGUGACCUCAUUGUGACCUUAGGUUUUAAGAGGCAUAAUGCUCUUAGAGAAUAGACUAUGUGGUAGUAAAGGCAGAGGCUGGGAGAUCAGAUCAUUGGAUAUUACAGUAAUUUAGAUAAAUGAUUAGGGCUUGGGCCAGUGUGGUUACUGGGGAGGAGUGACAAAUGGUCAGAUUCUGGAAAUAUUUUGCAAGUAGGUGGAUUGGGUGUGAUGUGUGAUAAUAGAGCCAACAAAAAGGUUUUUUUGUUUUGGGUUUUUGCCUAAAUAACUGGAAGGAUGUAGUUUUCUGCUUACUCUGAUAAGAAAGGUUAUGUAAAGGUCAUAUUUGGGGAUGGUAUUAGCUAAGGGAAACUGGAGUUUUGAGGAAUGUUGAGUUUGAGAUGCUCAUUAGACAUGCAGGAAGAGAUAAUUCAAAUUCUUUAAUUUCAGGGUAAAGAGAGGACUUCAUAAAGGAACAAAAAAAGAAACACACAUCUCCAGGCUUUAAAGAAUGACUACAAAUAAAUGUUUCCCAAGUGAGACCAUUUAUCUUGAGGAUAUGCAAGGAUCCAAAGAGUAUAUCUCCCAAGUAACCUCGGUUGAGGAACAGGGACAUUAGAACUUUUAAGAACUUCAAACAAAUGACGAAUUAAAGAUCUGUGUUCUGUGAUAGAGUGGGAAUUUGAAAUGUUAAGUGGUAAGUAAGAGUUCCUCAAGUGGGAAAGACAUACUACCUGGAAAAUCUCACAUCAGUAACUACAGAUAUUAAGCUAUUUCAGCAAAGAUGUGGGGGCUGAGCUGAGCAGGGAGUAAAGAGUGAGCACCCUAAAUUUCUCAUCCCUGAUGAGAAAAAUGAUUUCAUGGAAGAUGACCAACACUUCUUCUUGCAACUAAUCAGAAGUUCUAUAUUUUUGACAAAUAGCUUUCUAAAACCCACUUAAAGCACUUUGGAAUAUUUAGGGGGAAGAAAACAAACUUGUUUUAAGGUUUUGGAGAUUUUUAAAUAGGUCAGGAAAUUAUUUGCAAGUUGUGAAAUUGUGAAGGUAUGAACAUUUUGAUAGGUAUAUUUAUGUUUUCAACGCAAAAGCACAAAAUAAAUAUCUCCAAUAACCAUUUUUAAAAUGUUCUUUCCAUAGCACAAUUUUUUUCCAACAGUAAUUACUUGUUCAUUCACAGACUUCUGAUCAUCUGACUUCAUAGUAAUUUCUAACCUUGUUAUUUAGCAGAGAGCUAACUUAGGUUUAAGAGGAAGGUCAACUCUCAUUUUCUUGUUCCCACUUGGUUCCAUUAUUACUGUUAUCUUUGUGUUUUUGUUUUGUUUUGUUUUGUUUUUUCCCUCCCUCCUCAGAGAUCUCUUUAUGCCACUUUUCCAUUUUGUAAAGUAUCUAUAAAGUGUUGUCUGUUUCAUUAUGCUGGAUGAGGGAAUGGGAACUUCAUUGUCAGGUCUUUUUCUUCCCUCAGUUCACCUUGUACUGUGUACAGAUAAAGUGAAGGCAUCUGUGUCAAUUCAUAUAUUAACUAUUAAUAAAGCUUAACUUAAAUGCAAAUAUAUAUUUAUUGUCUUCUUCCUGCACCCAACUGAAUCAUCUUGCAUGCACCCUGGAAUGUGUUUGCCCUACUUUGCAGACCAAUAGCAUGAAGUAAAAAUGUUUCAUACAGCAUUUGUCAAACAGUGUUGUGUGUGGAUCAGGAAUGUUAGCAUUCCAGUGAGGGUGAAUUGUGUGACUGUUCAAAUGCGAAUUCCUUGACCUUUGUUUCAAAUUUACUGAAUGGGUUUUUGUGGGAUAGAGACAGAGAAUCCACAUAUAUAACAAGAUUCUCAAGUGAUUCAUGGAUGUACUAUUUUGAGAGUCAAUGACUGAAAACCUGAAGCCAGAUUAUAUUUUCAACCUCAUCAAAUGCUUCCUUCCCAAAAAUUUAGGUCCAGAUAUACUGCCUUGCAGUCUUUCAACAUGCCAUCCAUUUUCACAGCUCCAUGCCUUAGUAAAUGUCCCUUUCUCUGCCUGGAAAAUGGGUUCUUACCUUUCAAGACAAAUUCACACCUGUGAAAUUCACAUCUCUACUUAUAAAAUAACAUUUGUGUUUUUGUGAUUUCUUCUGCUCAUUAUGAGCAGCAUGAGGGAUUUGCCAUUGUUAGUAUUAUCCCAUAUGAGAAAAAAAUCAGAACAAAGUUUAUGUUCUUAAAACCAAUUGAACAGAGAUGUGUUUGCAUCAGUCAUCUAUGUACUGAUUAGGAAUGGACAACCAGAUCUUCAUUUCUCAUAUAUAUGAUGCUACAACUCAUUUUAAAACCUUAAAGAAAUCUACCUAUGCAAGGAUUAUUACAGAGAUUGUCUCGAAAGGAAUGAAACACAAUAAUAGAAAUCUGUAUGAAAGACUAAGCAAAGUUAUACCAGUAUCUAGUAAGGAGUAAGUAUUCACAUUUUUCUUAUGUGUAUUUAUAGUACCAGUGCACUGUAAUUAGUCAUGUUUUAAGAUUUUAGGGUUGACCAGUUAUCAAGUUUACUAUCUCAGCUCCAAAUCCACCCUUCUUUGCCCUGCUUUGUAAUGGCUGGAACUGGGCCCUGUACAGGUUUCUCCUGUACAGGCUGAAUGUUAGGCUGUCACUGGAGGAACAAUGUAAGGUCAUAACAAGGGAAAGAGUGUCUUUUAAUGAUUCUGGUGGACUGUAUUCAACUUGCCUGCCAGCAGAUUAGCAUGCAGAAGGUCGGGGGCACCCAUUCAACAGCCUUCAUGGGUCAUCUGCAGCCUACAUCUUCCUGAAAGUUACUCUGCUGGAAGACCCACCUGUGGCCCACCCAUAGUCUCCAUGGACCCCACCACUUGGUGAGGUGCUCCAACUAGGCCAACACCACCAUCCCCUCCAGCAUGUUUCUUCCAAAGUCUAUGUUCCUGUGUGAGGUAGGCCCUCUCCAAUGAGUUCUGAAUCUCACUGGAGUAGGGGUGGGGUGGCUCUUACAAGUUCUUACUUUCUUUUUUAUUCUCCCACCACUAUAGAGAGAGUAGUUUCUUUCUGCUUCUCUUAUUUCUAUAUCCAUUAGAAUCUUUUUACACCACCUUUUAUUAACAGUCUCUAAAUUUUCUGUAUCAAAAUUACUGAUGUGGUGGUUCCUAUCUCCUGAUUGGAUUCUGACUGAUACAUGGGGUAUGCUGCUCAAGAGAGAUUACUUUGAGAGUGGGGAAUAAACUACUUCCUAAAAGUUGUGUUGAAUCAGGGAGAACAUGUGUUAGAAUUAUGGUUUACAUAAAUAUUUGAAGUCUCAAAAUAGCAAAUGAGAAAAACAAUACUGUGAUGAAGUAAUUGUGUGGAAAUGAGAGAAUGAUUUGGUAGAGUUUUGGUGGCUGACCUGAUUGAAACCAUGCUGAUGGACAUGGGAAACUUUAGAUCAAUAAAUAUUAAUUUAUUCACAUGUUACAAAGAAAAAUACAAAAGGAGGUGAUUACUGUGUCCAGAUUCCUGGGAACCUUCCAGAGCUAUUUUGUACAUAAAUAGAUGAAUAAAUAACCACAUCUCUCAGUCUCUCUCCCUUUUUUUUUUUUUUUAACAUAUUUGGCAUUCUUCUGUAUCUUGCUUUGUUCACCUACAAUAUAUCUUGGAAAUUGUUGUAUGUUUUUUCAGGGUUUUUUUUUUCUGUUUUAUUCUUAAUUUUUUUUUAAGUGAAGUAAACAUCAUAUAGUGAAUAUGUUUCCUUUGAACCGGAUACAUGCUAUUUCACACUAUGGCUAUGCCAGCACUAUGAAGGGACAUCUGGGUUGAGUACAGUUCUCAUUAUACCAUUAUAAACAAUGUUGCAGUAAACAUCCAUGUACGUAUUUAUUUGUAUAUGUGUUUGAGUGUGUCUUGGGUAAAUUCCUAAAAGUGGCAUCACUGGCUCAGAGGUCAUGUUAUUUUUUUUUAACUUUUUAUUUUGAAAUAAUUAUAGAUUCAUGGAAAGUUACAAAACUACUACAGAGAGGUUCCAGGUGUACCUUUCCCAAUUUCUCCCAAUGACAUCAUCUUAUAUAACUAUAGUACAAUAUUAAAGCCAGGAUAUUAAUACAGUCUACAAAUCUUACUUACAUUUCAUCAGUUUUACAUGCCCUCAUUUGUGAAUGUGUGUGUAUGUUCUAUGCAAUUUUAUCACAAGUAGAUUUGUGUAACCACCACCAAAGUCAAUAUGCAAAACUGUUCCAUCAGCACAAAGAUCUUUUGUGCUACACUUUUAUAGCCACACCCACACUCCUCCCUUCACCACCACCCAGUUCCUACUCCUGGCAAUCAACUAAUCUGCUCUCCAGCUCUAUAAUUUUGUCAUUUUGAGAAUACAGUAGACCCUUUUUAUCUGUGGUUUCACUUUCUGCAGGUUUCAGUUACCCAUGGUCAACAGCUGUCUGGAGGGAGAUGAUCCUUUCUGACCUAUUGUCAAGAGGUCAAUAGUAGCCUAACGCUAUGUCACAGUGCCUGUGUCAUUCACUUCACUUCAUCUCAUCAUGUAGACAUUUUGUCAUCUCCCAUCAUCACAAGAAAAGGAAGGGAACUACCCGAGUUGCUGGAGAUGCUGUUUUGGACAAGAUAGAAAAGCGGGCCCCUGGUCCUCAUGGAGCCCACAUCCUUACAGAAUAUCAAAAUUAGACAGAGUCAGUCUGUGACCAUGAUGGAUCAAGGCAAGAUCCAGCCCACCCACAACGAUGUCUGAAUAAAAAACAUGAACAUCGUCCACACCGCAAGAAAAGCCACGUCCUGGCUGAGAGGAAGAGUUAUGAUGGCAGAGAAGUAGGGGGACCAGGAUUUCCCUCAACCCACAACACGGCAGUAUUGAGGUCAGAACACCUGGAACACCCACGCAGUCAGUCUGCAGAGUGACAGAAAAAUGUCCACAGGUGGAGGGAGACAGCUUGGAGGGACUGAGCCUCUCUUCCAGACGUGUGCAGCCACUGGUCCCAGGCACCAACAGAUGACUGUCCACAGGUUUAGUAUUACCACACAACAGAUUACUGUUCUUCGGUAGUAAGAUCUGAAGUCAGGAAGCUGACUUCCUCAGAUCUUCCUCGUCUCAUCUACAUAGCUGAAGAAGGAAUGGUUGUGUGAAUAUCAAUAUGGUAUUGAUAAAUGCCUGAAAAGCCUCUGACAAUGUGUUUUCCAACCAGAAGGUUUGAACUUGAAACUCUCUCCCAAAAAGGAAAGGAAGAAAGCGAUACAGACGACUGAAGUAAAGAACCAGAAAGAAUGAUCCUGCAAAACUGACGUCUAUUUUAUAUUAUCAACUAACUUUUCUUUCUCCUUUGGCUGAAGUUUAGACUCUUUGCUAAUUGUGUCGGUUGGCUUUAUUGUAAAACAAAUCACUUUCUUUUUCAUCGUGACUAACAGGGAGUCAUGAUUUAAUAUGUGUUAAUUACAGGGAUACAAGUAUUAUUCAGCCUAUUCCUUUUUAUAACAAAAGUGUCGAGUGAAACUGGUAGGCAGAUUCUGACGUGCCUUCCAAUGAACUCUACCUCCUGGUAUUCACACUUUUGUGUAAUCCCUUUGAGUGUGAGCUAGACCUAAUGACUUGCUUCUAAUAAACAGAACAUGGAUAAAUGGAUGGACUAUCACUUCUGGGUUUGGAUUGCUAGCAUUCUCUUUCUUGAACUCUCUCUUGCUACUGCCAUAUUGUGAGCUGCUCUGUGGAGACGCCUACGUGGCAAGGAACUGAGGGAAAUGUCCAGCUCAUGAGACUCGAUGCCUGAGUCCAACAACCUGCUGAGAUCUGAAUCCUGAAACCACAGACUCAGGACAAAGAAUAUCUCCCGAUACUGUUAAAUGUAGUUAUCUGGACUGAAUUGAACUUACAUGACAAUUGCAGUCAAGAUUCUGGAACUCAGAAUGGGCAAACCAGUAUUUCCUCUACUAGUAUCAGACUCAGGAGAGAGAGUCUCAUGGACUUGAAAAAGUGUGAAGGCAACUGUAAUGCUUUUUCUAAGAAAGACUUUAGAAUGUGUAUAGAUAUUUUAUUAUUUAAAUUGGACAUCAAAUUUCCUCAGUAUAUUGCUUGUGUUUUGUUAUUCCUAGCAACUUGGGUCUAUAAAAAAAUGAUGUUCUAAAUGCCAUCAGGUAUUCCAUUUUCCUAAGAAAGUAGUUCAAGAAAGUUCAGACAAAAAUUACAUUGUUCUGUUUAUUGCCUGAAUCUAAAAAUUCUUUGUAUUUCCCACUUCGUUGAUAUAUAGUGUGUGAACCCAGAAUUUCUAGAAGAUAUAGGACACAGAUAUUAUAAAGUUUUAAGGGUAACUAUCUUACAGAAAAAAUCUUGACCUGGUUCUAAAAUCUGAAAUUACAGUGUUUCAAUAUUAUAGUUUACCUUGAAAUACAAAUCACUGAGCAUUUUGGUCACAGUAAAUAAGUAACUACGUUGGUCUCAUGAACUCCUCCUCAUGUCAUGAGGUAGUAAGUGUGUCUAUAGACACAUGUGAUGCUAGUAAGCUUCAUUUUGAAUAAGUUUAUCUAUAUUGAACAAAUUUUCAAUAUUUCAAUAAGUUUCCUGGAAAUCAACCCAAGGGUGGGGGGGAGGAAUAAAAAUACAAAUUAACUGUGUCAUGUAAUUGUAUAGAAUUCCCAUGAUCCUAGGGUCCCCUUUAGUAUUUAAAAAUGAAAUUUGAUCAGUGAUAUUAGAAGCAUGUUUUGGGGUCAUAUAUUUUUGUUUUUGCUUCACACACUUAUACCAUUAUCCAUUCCUUUCAAAGUUUCUCCUCAGCUAAUGUUUAUGUGUAUCUGUUUGGGUGGACAAAACAAUGUACGGUCUUUCCCACACUAGUGGAUUAGCCCUAAGGGAAUAUCACUGGAGCUAUUUCAGAGAAGUUAGGGUGGGGUGACCCUGAUGUUCCUGGGAUGGUCCAAUUUGGGCACUGAAAGUCCCAUGUCCUGGGAAACCUCUUGGUCUGGGAAAACUGGGAUGGUUGGUUACUCUGAGAUCUUCUUACCCUCCAACAUCUCUACCACUAGCCUGUCACAGAGUCUGAAAUGGAUCCUUUAGACUGAGUGCUGUGUUUUCAGCAAUCUCAUGUUAAAAUGCAAAUAUACCAAGAUAACUGAUUAAUAUUGGUUUUCAUCAUUUAUUUUUUACCGAGUAUAUGUUUAUCAGCCACAUGGCUUCCACUUCAGAGAGCAGAGAGCUGAACCAGGCAGAAGAGUAAUUAUUCAUAGUGGGGAGAAAAGGAAAAGAACAACCAUUUGUUAAGGACCUACUGCAUGUUGAGGAGUUUGGUGGGCUCUCAAUGGAAACAGAAACAAGGCAAUAGCCUCUAAAGUGGACACGAUAUUGGGUUGGAGAAUGGGAAAGAUGAAGAGCGAAUCCUCCAAAAGAAGAAAGUCAUUACUUGCCUGAGUGAAGAUACACCUGUGGUUGAACAUAGAUCUGCUCAUGGGCUCUGCAUCUUUCUGACAAUAUAACUGGCACACAAAGUUUUAACCUCCAACACUGAAAUCCUCAUCACUAAAAGUGGGAUAUGAUACUUUCCUAAUAAGAUUCUGUGUUUUGUGAAAAUUAAAUGAUAUAAGGCGUGUAAAAUACUUAGGGUAAUGCCUACUACCUAAAAAAGCAGCAUAUAAAUAGAAAGUGUUACUUCUGUUGCUGUUAGUGUAUUUGCUCAGGGACACCCUGCUCAAAAAGCUGUGGCUUCUGAGUUGGUGACAUUCAUGGCCACUUUCAAGAGCGUAUCAUUCCUUUGUCUCUUUGACAUCUAGGCUAUUUGAUGCCUUUGCUGGAAACUGCUGGAUUUAUUGUUCCAUAUGUGUGGUAUGGGUAUACAAACAGGAAAAAAAAAAAAAAACCCCGCACAGCAAAAAGCAAUUGGAUUUGUUUAUAAAGUCAUAAUCACAGGAGCAUUGUUUCUCUUCUGUGCCUCAUUCUGGGUCCUAUUCUAUUAAAUUUCUCUCAGGCAUCAA
Acinonyx jubatus (cheetah) is the source of this 18834-nucleotide messenger RNA. It is a transcript of the gene CDC73, whose product is annotated as cell division cycle 73. The transcript is spliced from 26 exons. Gene Ontology annotation, cellular component: Cdc73/Paf1 complex. Gene Ontology annotation, biological process: transcription elongation by RNA polymerase II; positive regulation of transcription elongation by RNA polymerase II. NCBI's taxonomy places the organism in Eukaryota, Metazoa, Chordata, Mammalia, Carnivora, Felidae. Gene Ontology annotation, molecular function: RNA polymerase II complex binding. Bases 235 to 1830 code for a protein of 531 amino acids. The record is from RefSeq and is a predicted model, not a curated record.